Ceraceosorus guamensis is the source of this 634-nucleotide messenger RNA. RefSeq lists its product as hypothetical. NCBI's taxonomy places the organism in Eukaryota, Fungi, Basidiomycota, Exobasidiomycetes, Ceraceosorales, Ceraceosoraceae. The transcript is spliced from 2 exons. The record is from RefSeq and is a predicted model, not a curated record. Bases 125 to 580 code for a protein of 151 amino acids.
CACAGGGGGCGCCUGCUUGCACGCACAUCUUGUUGUGUUUCUGAUUGUUCACGUUUCACGAUUCGAAACAGGAAAGCACUAGGUUGGAACUCGGAGCUGCUCGCCUAGGUGCAGAAGACUCAAGAUGCGCGACUCGGACAGCAGGAUACCAAAGUUGUGCUUGCGUAGGCUACUCGCCGGCCAGGACCUUGCAAGCACGCCAACAAGAUACCACCGGGCAGUACGACGACGAUAUUUCGGAGCGAUCUCCAAGGCUGACAAGAGGACAGUUGUGGGUAGUCCUCGACUGCGCGCUCGCUGUACUCACCUGCGGUGCGCGACGACGACAGGCACCCUUUGUUUUGGCGCACUUUAUUCUGACUGGCAGUGCCGGUACUCAGCGAGCCGACGCGCAGAGCCGCCACGAGCGGUCGCCACCCCACGAACCUCAUACACGCUGGAGCAUGGGCGCGAGGAGGCACUAGGAAACGGCAACCCAGACCCAGGUCGCGGCUCGCUGCAAAGCGAACUUACCCUUCUUCGCUCGACCUCGUCGAGUCUGAGGGAGACAAAGAAAGAGGAAGCCGGACGCGUCUCCUGAUGGCAGGCGUAGACUGCAACGGCCACUUCGCGAGGUGUUAAGUGAGUCGUUGUC